GACCACAUGUUGCCCUAGUUUGGGCAGUCCUCUGUGCCUCAAUUCAUGUGAAAGAGGCUGAGAGAGAGAAAAGUGAGGAUUUGUUUGACUGGGAACUUAAUGGGAUGGCCAGAUAAAUUAUUGGGUAGGAAAAAUUCUAGCAUGGCUGUUGCCUAGCUUUACUUGGAGUCCUGGCAUAUGAGCAUGUAGGCAAUCUGAUUUCCAGGAAAGUAGUUAUGUGCUGAUAGGAUAGCGGUAGGACUGUUUUCCUUUUCAUGUGAAUAGUCAAUGAAUCCAGUCAAUUAUGCAUAUAUUUUUAAGUACAUACAUCAGAAUGAGCCAUUUUUAUUGCAGUAUUUGAGAUCUUGGUGUAUUUUUUAAAAAUGGAAAUAUUAGCAUAGUUUUGAAAUCUGGAGUGAGUCAAAAGGUAGCAAGGUACACUUUUAAAAACAACAAUGAGUCUUCUUGACUGUGGCUUCCCAGUGUAAUCACAAAUAUCAAUAUAUAAAUACAAACUAAUGACAUGUGUAAAUCUAAUUUAUAAAUUACAGUUUAUAUUAUACACAUAAAAAACAAAUCUGGCUGUUAUCACUAAGAAUGGAGAAUUCUGUUUGUUGCUAUUGAAUGUUUCACAGCAUUCAGGAUGGACUGAAGAGAGGGUGUUGGGCCUCAUAAACCAUUGCUCUAAUUCAUUAGUACAGAUGUUGCAAUCACCAUCUGGAUCUUGGUACAAUACUAGCCUCAAAAGAACACAGUUGCGUCUUUCUUUAGUGUGGGAUGGAGUGACCUAUGGCAUAAUACACAGAAUGAGACUGAUGACUGUACAUGCAACAACCUUUCCCAUGGCAGUCCAGUCCGAAAGCAGAAGAUGAUUGUGAAAUGAUGGCUGGGUAUGGAAAUAGGAAGGGAAUGCAGAAGCUGAAGGUUGCAUGUGUUGGAGAUGAUAGUUGCUGAGCAAGCUGCAAAACAUAGCUGGUCUGUCACUAAUUUGCUCAUACAGAGCAUGUGAGUGGUAACUGGUGGUGUGAUGGAAAAGGGGGAACUGUUUAAGAGUGAGAUUGCAUAACCACUCUUUGUCUUUUUCUCUGUUGCCAUUAGAUGAAAGUAAUUAAACAUUCCGAGCAAGUUUUGAGGGUGGCUCUGAUCUCCAAGGAUGCACAGCUUGUGAAACUUUAUGAGAUGUUUGAACCUAAGGAGAAGCUUUUGCUAAAUGAAGCAUUUCAGCCAGAGAGUGCUCUCUUUAAGCCCAUCACACUGCAUUGUGACUCAGAUUGGAUUUCCUCGCACCCAGAACCGACCCAGGAUUUUGCACAGUUUUAUCAUGAUCCUUGCAGAAACAUACCAUCUCCCCAGAGGAAUCGGAUUUAUGUCCAGCCCAUUGGUUCUUUUGGAGAUUCCAGAGUUAGCACAGAUGUCUACAUGAAAUGGCUUAAGGAUUACUGCGAAGCUUUUUAUUAUGGUUUGACUGUAAGAAUCCUAGGGCCAGAGCCGGUUUCACAGACGGGUUGUGCUUUUCGAAUCAAUGAAUACACACACAAUCUGCAGCUUCAUGCAGGGCAUCUCUUGAACUACCUAAAGAAAAGAAAGCCAAAGGAUGCUUUCUGCAUUGUGGGAAUAACUAUGAUAGAUCUUUAUCCUAAGGACUCCUGGAAUUUUGUCUUUGGACAAGCCUCCUUGACUGAAGGAAUGGGGAUAUUCAGCUUUGCCAGAUAUGACAGUGACUUUUAUAGUACAAAAUACAGAGGCAUAUUAAAGACUACGAAGAAGCUUCAUCCAGCUGACUAUUCUGUGUUUGAUGGUUACUACACUCCUGACAUCACAAGCAAGCUGCUUCUGAGAUCCUGCAAAACCCUGACUCAUGAAAUUGGACACAUCUUUGGGCUCCAUCACUGCCAGUGGCUGCAGUGUGUUAUGCAGGGGUCCAAUCACCUGGAGGAGUCAGACCGACGCCCAAUAGAUCUUUGCCCCAUCUGUUUGCGCAAGCUGCAUUCCUCCCUGGGCUUCAACCUCAUGCAACGAUACAAGGCAUUGCAGAGGUGGAUAGAGGAAGACACUAAUGAAACAGAAGCAGGACUCAGCAAUGAAGCUAGAUCAGGUUUGAAGAAACCAGUGGAAGCUUUUAAAGAAAGCUAUGACUGGAUUGCAAAAUGUCUGGAUCUUCUAGAGAAGUAAACCCUUUGGGUCAGAUUUCCCACUGUGCACAAUUUUCCAGGUUAAUUUUUCUUCAUUGCAAAACUUUAUGUACAUCGUGUAAAAGCCUGCGUACUGUUAGUCAUUAAGGUAAUAUUUUAAAACUUGGAAACAUUUAGUGUUGUUCAUAUGGUAGAAGGAUAAGGGAACAUAGCUUUAUUGGAAUCCAGAAAUUGUAUAACUAUAAUUGUCGAAACAUUUAUUUUUAACAUUAUGCCAUUGACAGGUUAGAAAAGUGGAAUUAUUAUUAUUAUUAUUAUUAUUAUUAUUAUUAUUAUAACAUUUCUAUGCCGCCCCUUGCCGAAGCCUCGGGGCGGCUUACAACACAAUAAAAUACAAUACAAAAAUAACAAUAUAACAAUAUAUACAGGAAUGCCUGUAUCAAAGAGGAGCCACACUAAGCAUCG
This is a messenger RNA of Varanus komodoensis (Komodo dragon), 2576 nucleotides long. RefSeq names its product archaelysin family metallopeptidase 2 (gene AMZ2). The record is from RefSeq and is a predicted model, not a curated record. Bases 1078 to 2151 code for a protein of 357 amino acids. NCBI's taxonomy places the organism in Eukaryota, Metazoa, Chordata, Lepidosauria, Squamata, Varanidae. Gene Ontology annotation, biological process: proteolysis. The transcript is spliced from 7 exons. Gene Ontology annotation, molecular function: metallopeptidase activity.